CCAUUUUUUUGUGGGCGUGUCAAAUCAAAACAAAUCGAUAUCAAUGAUAUCAAUGAGUUCAAUAUCACCAACGGGAGCAGCAGAAUUUGAUUUGACUCUGCGCUGUGGACAGGGCGUCCUCCGUCGAGAGGUUGACCGCGUGUUGAAUACCUACUGGCGAGGGAGAGAAGGGUAUGCCAUCUCUGCCAAAGAAGAGCGACGAAUCAACCGCGGUGAUGGAAAUCCAGGGCUGUAUGGGGAACUAGCACCAGAAGGAGCCCGGCGAUUGGCGGAAGAGUGGGGGCUUUGUGAAGGUGGCAAAGCGGUGGCGACUUUUGCAGACCUUGGCAGUGGUGUUGGAAAGCUGGUCGUCCAGUCGUACUUGGAAUGGCCCGGUGUACACCGGGCGUUGGGUGUUGAGCUCUCUGCCACCAGAGCGAAGCGUGCUUUGGAGGCUUGGGAGGCGUUGCUUCUCAGUGACGAGGCAUUUGAGCUGCGGCAGAUGGCCCUGAAUCUUGCUGGGGACAAUGAUGCAACACCGAAUCCGGCGGAAGAGGUGAAACUCUUGCACGGCGACCUGUUGGAUGCCGACUUGAGUGAUGUGACGCACGCCUACGUGUCUUCCCUGUGUUUUCCAGAGUCCUUGAUCUUUGACGUGAGUUUGAAGUUGAAGCAGGCUCCUCGGCUUCGAGCUGUGGCAUCCUUGCAGCCUUUGAAUUUGGAUUCAGGAGCUGGGAAAGGGCAGGAACGUGAUGAGAAAGAAAGCAAGAAAGAAAGAAAGAAAGACAUAAAAGAAAAGAAAAGGCAAAAAAGGAAAAGAACAAGAAAGAAAGAACGAAAAGAAAGAACACAAUAGAAAACAAAGACAUAUAGAAAGAACGAAAGACAGAACGGUAGAAAUAACAGAUACAGUAGAAAGAAGGAAAGAACGAACGAUAGAAAGAACGAAAGACGGGCAGAAAGAACGAAAGAAAGAACGAUAGAUAGAGAGCUAGUGAGAGUGAUAUAAAGAUAGAGAUAGACAUGCGCAAAGGUGUCAAGGUCAAGGUGUGGAUUCUUGGAUUCUUGUCAUCAGCAUUUUCUUAUUAAUCUGGACAUGAGACAAACUCGGGAAGAGUGCGUACGAGUUGAGUCAGCCUUAGGUGCUCGCCUUUUGGCGCUACCCACGUCCUGGACAUCCCGACGAGGUAUGGGCACCAUUGCUCACUUUUAUGACCUCGGCUAAAAAGGGAUGGGCGCUUUCGCAUUUUCAGAAUUUCGACAGAUCAAGCUGACUUGGUUUGAGCGAACAUGGAUGAUAUAUGUUCCGGAUGCAAAGCCUUCUCCAGUCUCCACGUUCCACUGUCAGUUGUCGCUGUAGUAGUACAUCUCGCAUCCUUUACUCAUUUUUUCCUUCAUUUCCUCUCUCUUCACAGGGUAUUGCUGGGGUUGAUACUGCGAAUGGGUGAUCUAGGUUUGGGCAGGUGGUGUUCAACGCUUUUUCGGCCUUUUUUCACACGAUUUGGCGCAGCCUGACUACAGUACAGUUGUGUCCCUGUGUGAUCUGUCGUAUCCUCCUGCAAGCUUGUUGCCUUAUUGUCUCACGUGUUUUGCCGCUGCCGUCCUGUCUCCUUAGCUUUUCUCCCUACUUGGCCUGUGUGAUUGUGAUCUACAAUUUGCCUCCGGUGCCGUCUUGUCUCCCAAGCUUGUUGCUUUGCUAUUCGUACCUUGCGCGUGCGAGCAACAUUUUUGCGGGGUCUAUCUAUAAUCUAUAUAUAUAUAUCAGUGUUAUUUUUCAGGCCAUGUAGGCUGCUAUGUCCGAUUAAAGGUUUUUUGGGACAUAUCGGUUUGCAAGCAUUUUUUUCCCCAAGCCUUCGAACCUGAUACGUCCCCUCAACGGGUAAGACCAACGAAGAGAUGCAGAGAGCACAG
Durusdinium trenchii is the source of this 1890-nucleotide messenger RNA. Lineage: Eukaryota; Dinophyceae; Suessiales; Symbiodiniaceae. The record is from the annotation of a GenBank genome assembly.